This is a messenger RNA of Sitodiplosis mosellana (orange wheat blossom midge), 638 nucleotides long. RefSeq names its product NADH dehydrogenase [ubiquinone] 1 alpha subcomplex subunit 5 (gene ND-13B). The record is from RefSeq and is a predicted model, not a curated record. Gene Ontology annotation, biological process: respiratory electron transport chain. The coding region runs from base 131 to 505 and encodes 124 amino acids. The transcript has 3 exons. NCBI's taxonomy places the organism in Eukaryota, Metazoa, Arthropoda, Insecta, Diptera, Cecidomyiidae.
GGCUCGUUAUUUUUGACACAUUGUAUUGUGACAUAUUCAAUGGUCGCAAUAUUUUUCUCUAUCAAAGCAAUUCGUUCAUCAUAUAGAAAUUGUGUAUUUUGAAUCAAAUUCUGCUGGAAUUUAGUUUAAAAUGUCCGGUGCAGUGAAAAAGAUUUCGACCGGUUUAACGGGUUUAGUGGUGUCGAAGAAUCCUCACCAUCAAUUGGCUAGUCUUUAUGGUAAAACAUUGCGUGCAUUGGCUCAGAUGCCAGAAACGGCUGCUUAUCGUGUCAACACAGAGAAAAUCAUUCGUGAACGAGCCCAUGUUGUAGCUACGACACAAGACGUGGCUGAUAUUGAGACGAAAAUCGGCUGCGGUCAAGUUGAAGAGAUACUGGUUCAAGCUGAAAACGAAUUGCUGCUGGCACGAAAAUUCUUAUCGUGGAAACCAUGGGAGCCUCUUGCCCGGCAAGCACCAGCUCGACAAUGGGAUUGGCCACCAGCAAAGAUCCAACCACAAUCCUAAGCAUUUUUACCAUUCGCAAUGUAUAAAAAACCAAAACAAAAAUCAGUUACAUGCUUAAUAUCCAAGUGACAACCGAGUGACUGUGUAAAAUGUUAAGUCGAAUAAAAGAAUAGGCAACCAAUUUCAUAGAAUA